Molecule: messenger RNA, 2047 nt
Organism: Neolamprologus brichardi
Lineage: Eukaryota; Metazoa; Chordata; Actinopteri; Cichliformes; Cichlidae
Source: RefSeq, a predicted model, not a curated record
CACGUCCCGCAUGUCAACGAAGUCCAGCUCACAGCGGCGACGGGCGGCGCCGAGAUGUCCUGCUACCGCUGCACCAUCCCGUUCGGCGUGGUGGUCCUCAUCGCCGGCAUUGUGGUGACGGCGGUGGCCUACACCUUCAACUCCCACGGGUCCACCAUCACGGUGCUGGGACUGGUGCUGCUGUCUGUCGGGCUGGGGCUGCUGGGCGCCAGCGCCACCUGCUGGAAGGUCCGACAGAAGAAGAAAAAGGACAAGCGACGGGAGAGCCAGACCGCCCUCAUGGCGAGCCACGGGUACUGCGUGGUCUGAGCGCAGACUUCUGAAGGGAAUAACGAACAGACGCUUUACAAACUGCAGAGACUCGCCGUUUCCUCCUGCAGCUGCCGCUGAUGUUACCGGCGAGCAGAGCGAAGGACGCGUCUCGGACAUUAAUGAUGGAGACGCCUUCAUCAGCUGGAGGAUGAGGAACAGCUUGCUUUAGUGCCGACACUAAGACAUAAAUAACACGUCAUUCAUUUUACAAAUAUGCUGAUAAACCAGUUUUUCAAGCAGAAUAUUUUCAGGUCCCAGCUCCUCAAAUCUGCCCGAUUUCUCCGAUUCAUCUGUCGUUGAGCUUCUGGAGUUCAAACACGUGACCCUCCAAACACCCACCCUGCACUGGGGCCCAUUAGAGGAGCCCUGAGCUCAGACAGGCGACCCGGCGGGUGUUCAGAGUUCUGGGUAACAAAAUCACAGCAGGUCCUCUUCUUUAUCGUUGGAGCAGGUAAAUUCGAUCUAAUUAUUGCCAAAACAUCAAUUCUCUCAAAGACUUAGCAGGUUUGUAGUUUCCACACAGGACACGUUAGGAUUACGGCUGAUGCUUUUAUUCUGAAAGUACCUGCAGCUGUUUUAAUGACCUUUAAGUGUUAAAAAUAAGAUUUUGGAUAAUAUGAGUGUUUAGUUGACGGCUUCUCUCAUUUAUGAUGCACAGUAUCUAACUAAAGCUGCUAAUAAGCUAUAAAAGACAUGUAAAGGUACUCUAACGUAGACGUUUCUGAGUUUGUAGCUCUCGGUCUCAUUUGUGGCCUCCGACGUUUCCCCGGACACACAGCGUUCCUCCGGGUGGAGAUUUCAUCACGGUUUGAUGUUUCUGGGCGAGACUGUGUUUCCCUCUGAUGUUGGGUUCAGACCAGCGUCGCAUUAGAUGGUUUUGCGUCACAUUGGGUCAUUAACAUGUCAGGAACAUAAACACGACAAUCAUCGCUGCUCGCUGUGUUUCACAACCUGAUAAAGGUCUCUGCACACGAGGACCGAGGGACCAACACAAAUGUAAUCAUGUGGCGUGCGCGGCAGAGCUCCCAGACCGCCGAGGACGACUUAUCUGUCGACUUAUCUGACUCAGGGCGGAGUCUUAACGAGAUUAACGAAUGACGUGAGCAGAUCACUCUCCCAGACUCAAACCGGACUCCAUGAUGUUCUCGAACAACGUGAAGAAAAACGACCUCCUCGCCAAUUUAUCCCGUAACAAGUUUAUGUCAGAUGUAAUUGUCCCAGGAAUUCUUGAGUUAUGGUCGUAACAGCGAGUUGGACCUUUAUCGCUAAAUUAAGUGCUAACAGUUCCCAUCCAAUCCUGCGAUGUCACGUUCAUGAUAAUGAAAUGCAUGUUCUACCUGGAAGACUCCGCCUCCAGGCUUCACCGCCGCCUUAAUUGUUUUUACAUUAGUGGCGCCUUCUUGGAGGUGGAGGAGACGAGAUCCUCAGAGAAAGAGCUCCGCCUGGCUCGUCCGAGUUCAUCCAUACUGUGGGAUCAUUGUGUCAUAAACCAUCAAAUCUUCCAUCUGAUGACGCUCGUCAGCGCUUCGCGUCAUCGCUCUAUCGUGGAGUCUGAACCCAACGCGGUGACGUAACUGAGCGCCGUGCAGAGGUCACAAAUAGACCGAUUCCUGACAUGCAUGCUACUCUGUGUUUAGUGCACUAUGAUGCAGAUGUAUCCACUGUAUUAAAGCUGUUUAGCUCCUAUUUAUUCUGUUGGUGUAAAAUAUUUGUUCUAUUAAAGUCAGCCAAACCA